AUGGUCUUUGGAAAAGUCAUUCAUGUUGUUGGCGUCCAUGCCGCUGGCGAGGUUUGCGAUGUUGUCGUUGGCGGCGUGCUCGAUGUCCCGGGAAAGACCAUGUACGAGAAGAUGAUGCAUCUCUGGAAGAAGGCAGACAGGCUGCGGCAGCUGUUGUUGAACGAACCGCGGGGAUCGUCUGCCAUGUGUCACAACAUGAUCCUUCCUGCGUGCAAUCCGGAAGCAGACGCCGGGUUCAUCACUAUGGAACACGAGGAAUAUCCGCCCAUGUCUGGCGCAAACGCCAUCGCCACGGCAACGGUGCUUCUGGAGACCGGCAUGGUUCCCAUGCUGGAGCCCACGACUCAUGUGAAGCUGGACACGGCAGCAGGUUUAGUGGCAAUGGAGGCGGAGUGUUCCGGAGGGAAGUGUACCAGCGUCCGUUUUCACAAUGUGCCCGCCUUCGUCUUCGAACUGGACCUGGAAGUUUCCGUUCCCGGGCUUGGGAUUGUCAAAGUGGAUAUUGCGUGGGGAGGCAUGAUAUACGCGCUCGUUGACGCUUCCUCUGUUGGUUUGCAUAUCAAGAGCGAGAACGGCGCAAAGCUCGUGGAAGUCGGUGAGAAGAUCAAGCGUGCAGUUCAGGAGCAGUCAGACCCAGUUCAUCCCGAGAACCCCGGCAUCCGAGGUGUCAGCAUUCUUGAGUUCACGGAACCGCUGACGGACGACGGCCACCACAAGUCGGCUGUUAACACGGUUGUCGUCUCGCCUGGGCGGCUGGAUCGGAGCCCCUGUGGCACGGGGACCUGCGCCCGUCUUGCUGUUCUCCAUGCACGGGGACUUCUUGCGCCUGGCGACUCGUUCAUUCACCGCAGCGUUAUUGGAACAGAAUUCGUGGGCUCCAUCACCGGCACGACCACUGUCGGAAAGUACCCUGCGGUACUGCCUACAGUACAGGGAAGUGCCUGGAUCACCAGCUUCAAACAAGUCGUGCUGCACCCAAGCGACCCGUUCCCGGAGGGGUUCAGAGUAGGAGACGUUUGGCAGAUGUAG
Molecule: messenger RNA, 1029 nt
Organism: Purpureocillium lilacinum
Lineage: Eukaryota; Fungi; Ascomycota; Sordariomycetes; Hypocreales; Ophiocordycipitaceae
Molecular function (GO): 4-hydroxyproline epimerase activity
Source: RefSeq, a predicted model, not a curated record